UAUUCAAAGUAUUUUCUAAAUGAGUUUGUAUAUUUUUUAAGAUGUAUACUUAAUGUUAUAAAUAACUCCUUGGAAGCGAAACAAUAUGGAAAAUAUUGCCACUUCACGUAGGCCUAUCGACUCCGGCAUUUCAGAGGGGGGCAUCUCAAAUCUUGAUGACGAAGAUAAACUCGAUAAAGAACGUCUAAUUUCUGAGUCGUCUGAUGAAGAAGAUAUUGUCUUUAAAGAUAUGGAGGAUUCUGAAAACAACACUGAUAUGCCUGCAGUCGAGUCAAAGAAAUCUGGAGCUAUGAUUGCUGUGAAAGAAAGACUUCUAGCCACUGUCAACCAAAUUGCUUUUGGUGCGAAGUAUUUGGGAGUCGCUCUUGUGGUGUGGCUUGCUGGCUUUUUUGGGUUCAGCUUUCUAUGGCUCGUAAUAGGUGUAUUUGUUAUGACUUGGAGAGAGUACAGACGAAGAAAGAAAGAAGCUAUUUCUGAGGUUCUAAGCAACAUUGCAAAAGAUGAGAGAAAAUAUUUCCAGGCCGUUAAAGAUAUUUACAAAAUGUCAGGAAAAGAUUUACCAUCAUGGGUGUAUUUUCCUGAUGUUGAGAAGGCUGAAUGGUUGAAUACGGUGCUUGAGCAAUUAUGGCCCUACGUCAGUGAUUUUGUCAAAAAUAUUAUUGUGGAAAAGGUGGAACCAUCUAUAUGUGAUUCAAAUCAACUUUUGAAAGGUUUUACUUUCUCAAAAGUAGAUCUUGGUGAAAAAUCACCCAGAGUUUCUGGUAUUAAAGUUUAUGGAGAUGAACAAACUAGAAGAACUGAGAUUGUCAUGGAUUUACAAAUUAUAUAUGAAAGUGAUUGUAACAUUAGUGUUACUGUGAAUAAAUUGAGUGCUGGAAUAAAGAAUUUGAGUGUGCGAGGUAUGAUGAGAGUUGAACUUCGACCUUUAAUCAGCAAUAUCCCCUUGGCUGGAGCAGUUUCUGUUGCAUUUGUUCAUCAACCGAGUAUCGACUUUGACUUGACUGAUCUCGGAAAUUUUUUCGAUCUUCCUGGUGUUGACUCCAUCCUUCGUAAUUCUGUAUCAGAUUGUGUUCACAGUAUGUUGGUUUUACCAGAGAAAUAUGUUUUGAAACUAUGUGAUGAUGUUGAUAUAAGUAAAUUACUACAUCCUCUUCCUAAGGGUGUUGUGAGAAUUCAUAUUAUCGAAGCAAAAAAUCUCGAAGAGAAAGACAGAAAAAUUUUAGGUGUUGGUGGAGGAAGUGACCCAUAUGUUGAAGUGAAAGUUGGUCGAGGUCAUGAAUUUCGCACCAAAGUUAUUGAGCAUAAUGUCAAUCCCGUUUGGAAAGAGACAUUUGAUGCGAUUGUCAUGGAUGUUCAUUCUUCAACCAUUGAGAUAACAUUGUAUGAUGAUGAUGGUGCUUUGACCAAAGCCGAUUACCUUGGAUCAGCUUCAGUUCAACUAAAGAAUGUUUACAAUGAAGGCCUCAUUGAUGAGUGGAUUCCUCUUUCAAAUGUGAAACAUGGAACGAUUCAUGUCAAAUUGGAAUGGCUGGAUUUGUCAGACAAUCCUCGAGAUGUUAGAGAUGCAAUGGAAUAUGCAGGAAGGCAUGACUUCAAUUCAGCCUUACUCAACAUGUACAUUGAUAGUGCAAAAGAUCUGCCACUUAAAACAUGUGACGACACUGAGAUACCCGUAAUAAGUGAUGUUCAGCGAGUACUUCUAAAACAAGCAAAUACCAUUCAUCGUAUCACCGAAGGUUUAAUUGAAGGCAAGUAUGAACCUAGUCCAAUUGUCAAGAUUGAACUUCCUGGAGAAACAAAACGCCUCAAAACAAAGGUUGCUGCAAACACCAAUAAUCCAGUUUGGGAACAAAAUUUCAGAGCAUUGAUACAAAAUCCAAGAAUGGAAAGUUUGAAUUUUAACGUGAAAAGCAGCAAAAAUAUUUGCCUUGGCAAUCUUCUUGGUCAAGUUAAUAAAAGUAUACGACGCCGUCGUACGAACGUUUGUGAUAGUGAAGGUAUGAAGGAUGAAUUGCUAGGAUCUGUGAAAGUUCGUAUCAGUCAAUUAUUGAAAGCUCCAGACAUGACCAAAGAAGAACCGUUUCAUCUUUUGAACUCUGGACCAAAAAGUCAACUUCAAAUGCGUCUGUCAGUGCGAUUGCUGAUGCCAAGAAAAAAUUCAAAUUUUGCUGAUUCAUCGUCAAAAUCAUCUGCAUUUGUCAUAGCAAAAUCUAAACACUCAACCAGUGGAACUGAUGAUAUAAAAAGUUCCGAAAAUGAUGAUAAAAGUUUGAAAGAUGUAGAACUUACAACACUGUCUACCUCCGCAAGUGACGAUUUCGUUGAUUCUGUCUUAGGCACUCGCUCGGUUUCAGAACAUUCUGAAAGCUCAAGCACAAAUGAUCUUGGAAUUGACUUUGUUGAUAAAUCUCUGGCAUAUUUCAUAGGAAAUGCAAGAAAACCACAGCAUAAUGGGACAAGAAGAAGUGAUUCGUUUACUUCAGAAAUAUCUAAUGUAUUUGAAGGAAACAAUUUGAAAGAGAGACUGAAUAAGCGAGAUGUCAUUAAUAACGAUGGAGAAUUUGCUCUGGGACGACUCAAUCUAACAUUGAGUUACUCAUCAACUAAAGAAAAGUUAAUGAUCGAUGUACAUAAAGCUGAAAAACUCAUAGUAUGUGAUGAAGAUGACAAGACAUCUGAUCCAUAUGUUCGAAUAUACUUACUGCCAAGCAAGAAAAGACGCAAAACUAAAGUGGUUAAGAACAACCUGAAUCCUGUAUUCAAUGAGAGAAUUGAAUAUGAAAUGUUGAAAGGUGAGAUUAAAGAUCAUCAACUUGAUAUAUCGGUAAAAAAUAAAACAGGACUUCUGUCGUCUGAAAAAGUAUUAAUGGGACGAAUUGUUGUGGAUCUUGCAAAAUAUAACUUGGAAAGUCCUGUCAAUGAAUGGUUUCCUCUGCAAGUAUCAGCAGAUGAUGAGGACUGAGUGUUAGUUUACCUUUUUCAUUUACCCUUGAACAUGAUUGCUUAUUAAUUACUUAUUAAUAUGAUCUUCAUGUGUAAUAAUGUCAUUUUAGAAAGUUAUCGUAAUUGAGAAAUGUGGAGGGCAAAUGAUUAUUUUAAUUUUAGUGAAUGGUCAAAUGUUUUAGUUCAUUAGUAUAACCAGAUACAAAAAUAUCAGAGGAUCUAAAUAUUCGUGGUCUCGAGUUAUUAUGAUAACAAGGUAAACCCUUUUACCAUUUGCAUUGAUAAGUUACAGUCUCGUGCUUAAUAUGUAGAGGAUUAUGGAUUAUUUAUGUUGAAAUAUAAUGUGAUGCACUUCUUUAAUCAUUUGGAAAUCUUUGCAAUCAUGUCCUAUCAACUACAUUUUACAAGAUUUAUCUUUUGAAUAAAAUAUAUUUGUUUGAUAUUGUACAUUCUUUCUUUAUUAUCCUUUGUUCUUUAACUGAAAUUUUGCUUAUUGUGCUUGUAACUUCGCCUUCAUGCCGCUGUCUGCUUUAUUUAGGUGCCUUUUUCAUAGUUGCUGUAAAUGUGUGUUAACUGAAAUUUUAUUCCUUUAUAAAUAAAAAAAAUAUGAAUAAUAUGUUACUCUAUCAUCCUGGGUCUAUUGCAAACUCCAUUGCCCUUUUCGUCUUUGAGAUUCUUUCAACUUGCACUGCCUUUUAUAUUUACGCUCUUAUAUAUUAUUCUAAACUGGAUAUGUAAUGGUAAGUGAAUGGGAAUAUAUUUUCUAAAUAUACGAAAAUUCAAAGUUCUGUCCUAAAUUUUGACUUAGUUAGCAUAUAUGAACAUUUGUAAUAAUUUUACCUUUUAUAAUAGUGUGUGCUCCUGCACUGCUUUUUUUAGCAAUGUACAAUUUUAGCAAUAGCUUGUAACAAAUUAAUAUUUACUUUUUAGUGAUACCUAAAAAAGUACUACUACCUGUUGUCAGGGUUUGUGUGUUUAGAGAUUUCAAUAUCAGCAUUCUAUAAAACUACCAUGAUAUUAAGAAAUUGUUAUUUUGAGAACUAAUCUGCCCCAAUACACAGAUAAAUCAUCACUUGCUUCAUUUAGCGAGGUAAAAUCAUACAUAUGCCACAUCUGUGGUAUCAUUGUUACAUGAAUUGUAAUGAAAAAAGAAUGUUCAUAUCAAUUGCAUCUUAUAACGUGAUAAAAUGAGUCUCAAAAUGUUCUUUAUUUUGAUUUGGUUAAUUCAACUGGCAUCCUAUCAGUGAUACUUUUACUGAUUCUAUACCUAUGUCGGAAUUCAAGUGUUUUAAAAUAUUUGAAUUUGUUUGAAUAUAGUCAGAUAUUAUCUGCUUAUAUUAUGCACACUUUUUUUCAGAUUAUACGACUAUUAGCAAAUUAUGAAUCUGAUUCAUAAAUUACCAUUAAUAAUAAUAAUGAUUAUUAUAUGAAAAAAUUGUAUAAGUUACACUCUUGUUUCGGUUAUCAUUACUGGACUAUUAAUAAUAUAACAACUCUGUCAAUGUCGAAAUGUGGUAUCAGAUAAUGAUUCCUACACAACUCAGUGUGUACCCUGGGUACAUGCUGUUUUCCUAAUAUUUGCUAUAUUUGUAUAUAUGCAAGAUUUUGUUUACCUAACAAGUAUUCAUUUCUGUAACAGAUUUUUUCAAUUCCAAUGCAUGAUGAAAAUAUAAAUAAACCUUUGAUUUUGGCACUUGCCAUUGUA
Messenger RNA from Styela clava, 4648 nucleotides. RefSeq names its product extended synaptotagmin-2-like. The record is from RefSeq and is a predicted model, not a curated record. Gene Ontology annotation, cellular component: endoplasmic reticulum membrane. Lineage: Eukaryota; Metazoa; Chordata; Ascidiacea; Stolidobranchia; Styelidae. Gene Ontology annotation, biological process: lipid transport. Gene Ontology annotation, molecular function: phosphatidylinositol binding; phosphatidylcholine binding; calcium ion binding.